UCAAUCAUAAAAGUACCAAGUUUUCGUGUUUCACUUUCACUAAGGUUUCGCACAUGUGUUUUAAAUUACAAUUUUCUUUGUGAAUUACCAUUGAAAGUUAUUUAAUAAUACCCAAGAAUACUUUGAAAUUUGUUAAGCUAUUUAUUAUUGAAAAGUGAAAUAUUAAAUAUGGCUACUGCAUAUGGAAUUCACUUGGGAAAUAGCUCUGCCUGUUUGGCCGCCUACUCGAAUGGUGCUUCUACUGUAAUUGCAAACGAUGCAGGUGACAGAGUUACGCCAGCUAUUGUAGCUCUUAACGGCUCGGAAUGGGAAAUUGGUCUCACCGCAAAAUCUGGACAGGCACUUUCCAAAGCCAUCAUAAAACAUAACAAAAGAUUAAUGAAUUGUGACUGGACUGAAGAAGAUUUUUCUUAUGUUGAAGUAUCUUCAUCUUGCCGCAUUCAAAAUGAGGAGAAGCUGACAUAUGAAUUUGAAACAAGUGAAACAACUCAAUACUCUGAUCCUGAUAAUAUUGCCACUAAGAUUUUUGCUAAAUUAUUUACCAUAGCUAGUCAUUCUAUGAGUAACGAGAGUGAUUUGAAGUUAGUUAUGGCUGCACCGCUGUAUUGGUCUAAUGAGAGCAGAAACAGACUAGUGCGAUGUGCAGAAUUGGCUGGAUUUGAUGUUCUUCAAGUAAUAAGUGAGCCUGCUGCUGCCUUAUUGGCGUAUAAUGUGGAGGAAAGUAUUGAAGAUAUAAAUGUAUUAAUAUAUCGACUUGGUGGUUCAUCUUGUGAUGUUUCAAUUGCAAAAGUAUCUAGUGGAUUUAUUACAGUUGAAAAAAAUAUAUUUAGAUCGGAUCUAGGAGGACAGUGCAUCACAAAAGAUUUGGCAGACUACAUCGCUCAAGAAGUGAAGCAAAAGUGGAAAUUAGAUCCGCAAGAGAGCCGCAGAGCAAUGUUCAAACUGUUGCAUCAUGCAGAUAAUUGCAAACACAUACUUUCUACCCUUAGCUCUGCACAUGUUUUUAUUGAAUCACUAAUGGAUGGUGUGGACUGGAGUCAAAAUAUUUCCAGGGCGAGGUUUGAGAAUAUUCUUUCUUCAAAAUUAUCAGCAUAUAUAGAACCGGCCCAAAAGAUUAUUGAUAGUUUUGAGGGAAAAAUCCACAAGAUAGUUUUGUGUGGAGGAAGUAUGAAGAUUCCUAAACUGCAAUCUGCCAUAGGCAACUUACUGCCAGAUGCGGAAGUUCUUUCUGGCAUAAACCCUGAUGAAGUAAUCGCUAUGGGAUGUGCCCGUGAGGCUGGGUUGUUACUUGAUGUACCAGAGUUUAACUUGAAUGAUUUAAAUACUGAAGUUGAAUUCUUAGGCAAAGACAUAUACUUGAAGUAUUUGGAUCAGACAGUGCAGUUAUUCAAACAGGGCACACCUCCUUUUACACAAAAUGUGUGUAAUGUUGAGGCAGGUCAAGAUGUGAAGGACUUGAGUGUUAGUUUACAUGAGGAUCCUAGUGGAGAAAAAUUUGCAGAGGAGACAUUUAAUAUAGAAAGUCUGAACAAACCAUUUACAUUAAAAGCCACAUUGCAACAUUCAAAAGUUAUGUUGCAAUUAGAGUGAAUUUAUACCAUGUCACCCUGUAAAUAAAUUGGAAAUUAAUAAAUAACAUAUAACAAA
Messenger RNA from Plodia interpunctella (Indianmeal moth), 1647 nucleotides. RefSeq lists its product as uncharacterized. The transcript has a single exon. Gene Ontology annotation, cellular component: ribosome; nucleus; cytoplasm. Lineage: Eukaryota; Metazoa; Arthropoda; Insecta; Lepidoptera; Pyralidae. Bases 169 to 1590 code for a protein of 473 amino acids. Gene Ontology annotation, molecular function: ATP-dependent protein folding chaperone; ATP binding. The record is from RefSeq and is a predicted model, not a curated record.